UGUGUAAUGCUACACCUGCCGAAGCUCAGCGAUAGGAAGUAGAUGGCAUAUGGACGUCCUCAUGAUGGACCUCCAUCCUUUCUAGCGGCCCGAAUCUCGACCUAACAACAAACACCCUGAAAUGACUCGGACGGGAGCCAAAGUUCAGCAACUGCGAGGAGUCUCAUCAGUUCCGUCAGCCCUACGUAGAACCGCCCGGCCCCAGGCUCUGCACGGACCAAUGAUGGACCCUGACAGGCGUGCCAGGCUGCUGCUCCAUCCCCCGCCAUUCCAACAGCUCAGCUGCCUUCGCCGCGUGAACGUCCCGUCAACAAGGUGCCAGCUUCCCUGUGGUGACUUUCGCAAGCUCUGUUACAAAAACAGAUUUCAGUCCCUUUUUUUCAGUUCCUCUACACUCAUUCUCUCUGAACAAUCCUGAACAGUUUAUCCGCGGACAAAAGACGGCAACCCCGCGUUGAAACACGCCAGCCCUCCCAUCGAUAUCCGCCCGGUGGAUGGGCGCAUUGCUCGCCAAGAUGGCAGCUCGUCCAAAGCUGCGGAUCCUCUGCUUCGGCGACUCACUCACCGCCGGCUAUGCAUGCUAUGGAGCGAUCCAUCACCCAUACCACGAGACGCUGGAGGAGCUGCUGAAAAUGGCGUUUCCGGACCUUAGCAUCGAGACGGUCGAGGACGGCGUGUCCGGGGCGACAGUGAAGUAUGGGUUCCAGUCGAGGAUGAAUGAACAAUUUGCCCCGAAGAAGAGUAAGAACAAGGAUGAGGAAGACACCGGGAAACGGUACGACUGGGCCAUCGUAUUGGGAGGCACAAAUGACCUUGGGGUGGGCGUGCCCCCGCAGGAGAUCUUCGAGGCGCUCAAGGCAGUCUGGAACGUUCCACUCGUUCACAAGUGCAAGGUCCUCGCGCUCACGGUCCCCGAGGCUGGCGUAAAGGGCAAGGUCAGAGAGAGGCUCGACGCGAAGAGGAACACGCUGAAUGACCUCAUAAAGGGGUACAAGCGGGAGGGCUUCCAUGUCUUCGACCUUCACAAAGUGGUCCCGUAUUGGGGCAUGUCAGAGAAAGAUCGGGAGCGGUAUUGGGACGAUCACCUCCAUUUCACGCCGGACGGGUACGACCUGAUUGGAAACAAAGUCGGCACUGCGCUCGUCAGCAUCCUGGCCGCAGAGCGGGCGGCGGCUGACCCGCGUCCUCCUAAACGACGGCGGCGCAUGUUUAAGGAUGACGACGAGAGGUUCGAGGAGGAGGCAGGUGACCCGUCGGCUAUCAAUCAAGGAUACGUGGUAGUCCGGCGUACAGACCUCGAUUAGGGUACGGGUAUGACAAGUGACGAGUGAAGAGUGAAGUACAGGGUUGGACCGGAGUUUGGGUGCACAGGGAGACUGGAUUGGUAGACGAAAUGCGGGCUGUUUCCCUGGGCUUGGUUUCUUAUUUACCC
Molecule: messenger RNA, 1432 nt
Organism: Chaetomium strumarium
Lineage: Eukaryota; Fungi; Ascomycota; Sordariomycetes; Sordariales; Chaetomiaceae
Product: SGNH hydrolase-type esterase domain-containing protein
Exons: 4
Coding region: 495-1304 (269 amino acids)
Molecular function (GO): phosphatidylcholine lysophospholipase A1 activity
Source: RefSeq, a predicted model, not a curated record